GAUCAAGGCAGAGGACUUGAUGGAUGUCGGGGUAAUCAUGCUGUUUUACGGACUCUACUAUGGCGUCAUGGGCCGAGACUUUGCUGAAAUCUGCUCUGACUACAUGGCCUCUACAAUCGGGUACUACAACAAGGGAGGCAUGCCCAGCCGGAGUCUGAACGACGACAUCUGUGCCGUGUGCGGUCAGAGGAUCCUGGUGGACGUGGACGAGGAAGGAUUCAUAGAAGACACUUUCCAGCUCUCCUGUGGACACAUAUUCCACGAGUUCUGCAUCCGCGGCUGGUGCAUCGUGGGUAAGAAGCAAACGUGUCCGUACUGCAAUGAAAAGGUCGAUAUGAAGACGAUGAUGAACAACCCCUGGGAGAAGACACACGUCCUCUACGGGCAGCUGCUGGAUUGGCUCAGAUACCUUGUUGCCUGGCAACCCGUCAUCAUUGGUGUUGUUCACGGGAUCAACUUCACCCUGGGCCUGGAAUAGAGCCCUGAGGAACCUCACUGUAGCUGGAACGAGGUAGAAUCCUGAAAAGUGCCAUAAAUCCGUUGGCAGAGCGCCAAAGUGAACACUACCAGGACGUGAAGUCUCUGGUAUUCUCAUGUUGUAGCGUGCAGAGGACGCCAUGACGCCUGAAGUGCUGCUAACUGUUACACAUUCAGGCACAGAAUCAGUAUGUGAUCGUUUCUAAACAUCAAACACAGAUACAAAUACUUAAUGCUGACAUCAUGCCUGUUGUUUUUAUUUAGUCACUGCUUUACUUUAAAACUGUUUCAGCAGAAUGCCUUUUAAGUUUCUCUCCUUAGAGAGGUUUUCGAAAGUGUUUCUGAAAGACUUGAUCUGCAGAUCUCUUUUUUACAAAAAGGACGAUUCUAUCCAAACGUUACAGAACAAGUUUACAUUUUGUUUUUCUCAUGACAAGAGUCAUACGGAUGUCUCUAUCAGGUUUAAGAUUGUGAUUAGUCAGCAGAUUGUUGGAUUCCUGAUUUGUUUGGAUUUUAAAUUACACAUUUUCUGAAGCUUGAGACAAAUAGGAAAACAACUGUUUUCUCUGACAUGUAGCAGUAUGUUGUAGCAUGGAGGGGAACAUCAUCCGGGUAUCACUCAAACAGGAAGGAAACUCUCAAUGUGUUGCUUUUGUUUAAAGACUGCUGCUUUACUUCGUAUUUAUUAAAUACUUUAAAAACUC
Molecule: messenger RNA, 1181 nt
Organism: Labrus bergylta (ballan wrasse)
Lineage: Eukaryota; Metazoa; Chordata; Actinopteri; Labriformes; Labridae
Source: RefSeq, a predicted model, not a curated record